AUGGGCUCUAAGAGGAAACAAAAGGAAAAACAAAAGGAUUUUAAAAAGACGAAGUUGAAAGUUGGGAAAACCUCACAAAAGGCAGACAAUUACACUGAUACAUCUUUCAAAUCAAAAAAGAUCUCUUUGCCUGGCCAGUCAAUAACACAUGCUCAUUCAAAGGAUUUACAACAUCAGCUAUCGCUAACUAAACACCACUCUCCAACUGCUAGAAAGGAAGUCGUGAUUAGCUUGACUCAAAACUUACCGUCAAACCCAUCGAGCUAUAAGAAAAUUAUAUCUAGCGUAACUCCAUUGAUGUUAGACGAAUCCAAACAGGUACGGUUGGAGGUGUUGAACCUUUUGAAAGAAUGCGGUAAAAAGCAACCGGGUCUUUUAGAUUUGCAUAAGCGAACCAUCAUCUUAUUUAUCGUAUCGGCAAUGACAAACAUACAAUUUGAUAUAAGAAACACAAGUACAAAAUUUCUUGAUGUAAUGAUUGAGUACGCCGAUGUGAAACUGUACUUUGUCAAGAUAUUGAAAAAUGUAUUUAUACUUAUGGGGUGGUCAUUACAAACAGAUUCAAAGUCAAAGAGUGUUUCAAUCACAUCAGGUUCAUCAAUACUUCUCGGUACGAAUACUAAGAAAGCACGGGUAGAUCACUUGAUAGCAUUGGCCAAGUUCUUGCAAGCAACCUUGUUUGAAAAAGAGGGUGAAAUAGAUGACGAAUAUGUUUCUGAUGGAAUAUUGACUCAUCCACAAUCUUACAAGUACUUAAUACCGAACACACCACAAGCAUAUGCACCAUUGAAAUUGUUUGUUAAUGAGAUGAAUAUCAAAGACGAAGAUUUUGGAGACUUGCAAAACUUGGAUACUUUAACUACGGAAGAUUUAUCUACAAGGGUAAAUGUGAUGAACACCUUCUUUAAAGAAAAAAUGAUUGUUAGUCUAUCGAAUUUAGUAAAAGAAGGCAGCGCAGUUGGUCGUGAAGCCACAAAAUGUAUACAAAUAUUAGAAAAGAUAUAG
This is a messenger RNA of Lodderomyces parapsilosis, 1005 nucleotides long. RefSeq lists its product as uncharacterized. NCBI's taxonomy places the organism in Eukaryota, Fungi, Ascomycota, Pichiomycetes, Serinales, Debaryomycetaceae. The transcript has a single exon. Bases 1 to 1005 code for a protein of 334 amino acids. The record is from RefSeq and is a predicted model, not a curated record. Gene Ontology annotation, biological process: rRNA processing. Gene Ontology annotation, cellular component: nucleus.